AUGAAACUUAAUUUGUACAAAAAAAACAUUUUAUUUAGAAUUUAUUCUGAAAUUUGGACAUCUUUGGCCGAGUCUUAUUUGACCUACCGUUAUAUUUGUCACACAUUGAAUACAACAUCUGGUCAAUGUGGUUAUAAGCUGAAAUCAUGGGUUAGGUUCCAUUCCCAACAGAGCGUUAUCAAGGUCAUUCAGGUCUUAGUCAUUUGUGAUGGGAAGUCAAACACAACAUCUGUCAUGAGCUGCAAACACUUCAUGUUGGAUGUAGGAAGUCAGGAGAAAAGAAAAUUUGGAGUUCACAUGACACAAACUAAUGAAGGGAGAACUAGAAAAUGGAAAGAAAAGCAGAUUAGUAAAAAAGAUACAAAGAAUUUAAAGCAAAAGUGCAAAAAAAUUAAAAAACAGAAAGAGCAUGGUCGGUAUGACAAUAAUUUUCAGCGCUGUUCAUCAGUCAAGAAACAGGAAGGGCAUCUUUUUUUACAUGCGUGGAUGGGGCAUGCCAUACCGGCUGACCCGAUCAACCUCUCACAGAAAAAACCUUUUUGUCUGUCUAUCACACAGUUGAGUCCAACACUGAAUUGGGAGAAUCAAAUCUGA
Molecule: messenger RNA, 594 nt
Organism: Helobdella robusta
Lineage: Eukaryota; Metazoa; Annelida; Clitellata; Rhynchobdellida; Glossiphoniidae
Exons: 4
Coding region: 1-594 (197 amino acids)
Source: RefSeq, a predicted model, not a curated record